UGUUGCGUGAUUAAGCUAUAUUUACUUUUUAAAUCUGAGCAGCUGGUCUGGAGGGCGGGGUAUUCGGAAAGUGCUGCUCGGAUUGGGGCGCUCGAUAGGGGGAAGAGAUGGCGUGCUUGUUGGAGGCCCCUCUCCGCAUCAGCGUGUUAUCUGAGGUCACGGCCACCAGCCGCCAUUAUGUUGACCGGCUGUUCCACCCCGAUCCACAGAAAGUGCUGCAGGGAGUCAUUGACAUGAAGAAUGCUGUCAUCGGAAACAACAAACAGAAAGCCAACCUGAUUGUCCUGGGAGCUGUGCCCAGGUUACUGUACCUGCUCCAGCAGGGCUUAUCCAGCUCUGAGCUGAGGACAGAGGUGUUGGGCUCAGAACUGAGGACAGAGGGUGCGGUGGUGCUGAGGACAGAGGUGCUGGGCUCAGAACUGAGGACAGAGGGUGUGGUGGUACUGGGCUCAGAUCUGAGGACAGAGUGUGUGGUGUUGCUGGGCUCAGAACUGAGGACAAAGGGUGCGGUGGUGCUGAGGACAGAGUGUGUGGUGGUACUGGGCAGUCUGGCCAUGGGCACAGAGAACAACAUCAAGUCCCUGGUGGACUGUCACAUCAUCCCUGCUCUGCUGCAAGGUCUGGUAUGUCCAGACCUGGUCUUCAUCGAGGCUUGUCUUCGCUGCCUCAGGACAGUCUUCAUCAGUCCAGUCACCCCAGUGCAGCUGCUCUACACUGACCCCACUGUGAUUCCCCACUUGAUGUCCCUGCUGACUCGGUCUCCGCGGACGCAGGACUACAUCACCCAGAUCUUCUCCCACUGCUGCAAGAGUCCAGAGCAUCAGACGGUUCUGUUUAACCACGGGGCAAUCCAGAACAUUGCUCCCAUGCUCAUCUCUCUCUCCUAUAAGGUACGUAUGCAGGCAUUAAAAUGCUUCUCAGUCCUGGCCUAUGAGAACACUCAGGUCUCCAUGACAUUGGUGAAUGUGCUGGUUGAUGGGGAUCUGCUCUCUCAGGUGUUUGUCAGAAUGUUGCAAAGGGAUCUGCCCAUUGAAAUGCAGCUCACAGCAGCCAAGUGUCUAACAUACAUGUGUCGAGCGGGAGCCAUCAGAACAGAUGACAGGUGCAUUGUUUUAAAGACCCUGCCGUGCCUGGUGAGGAUGUGCAGUAAGGAGCGUCUGUUGGAGGAGCGUGUGGAGGGGGCAGAGACCCUGGCCUACCUGAUGGAGCCCGAUGUGGAGCUGCAGAGGAUCGCCAGUGUAACCGACCACCUAGUGGCCAUGCUGGCUGACUACUUCAAAUACCCCAGCUCUGUCAGCGCCAUCACUGACAUCAAGAGGUUGGAUCACGACCUGAAGCACGCACAUGAGCUGAGGCAAGCUGCCUUCAAGCUGUACGCCUCACUGGGCUCCAACGAUGAAGACAUCCGCAAGAAGAUCACAGAGACCGAGAACAUGAUGGACAGGAUAGUGAGCGGCCUGUCAGAAUCCAGCAUCAAGGUGCGGCUAGCAGCCGUCAGGUGUCUUCACAGUCUGUCCCGGUCAGUCCAGCAGUUGAGGACUAGUUUUCACGACCACGCAGUAUGGAAACCCCUUAUGAAGUUGUUACAGAACGCUCCAGACGAGGUGCUGGUCAUGGCCUCUUCUACACUAUGCAAUCUGCUGCUGGAGUUCUCCCCCAGCAAAGAGCCUAUCCUGGAGUCAGGGGUGGUAGAGUUACUGUGCAGUCUGACCCAGAGUGACAGUCCAGCCCUGAGGGUCAACGGCAUUUGGGCUCUCAUGAACAUGGCGUUCCAGGCAGACCAGAAGGUGAAAGGGGAGAUUGUGAGAGCUUUGGGGACGGAGCAGCUUUUCCGUCUGCUCUCUGACCCGGACACUAACGUCCUGAUGAAGACCUUGGGCCUGUUACGGAACCUGCUCUCCACACGACCUCACAUAGACCAGAUCAUGAGUUCCCAUGGGAAGCAGAUCAUGCAGGCGGUCACUCUGAUCCUGGAGGGGGAACACAGCAUCGAGGUCAAGGAGCAGACACUCUGCAUCCUAGCCAAUAUUGCCGAUGGCAACACAGCCAAGGAACUCAUCAUGACCAAUGACGACAUCCUCCAGAAAAUCAAAUAUUCCAUGGGUCACUCUAAUGCGAAGCUCCAGCUGGCAGCAACAUUCUGUAUCUCCAACCUGAUCUGGAAUGAGGAGGGCAGUGAGGCCGAUGCCAUGACAGGCUGCCAGGAGCGUCAGGACAAGCUGAGGGAGUUGGGCUUUGUAGACAUUCUGCACAAACUCACCCAGGCCUUAGACCCCAACCUCUGUGAAAGGGCGAAAACAGCGAUGCAGCAUUAUCUGGCGUGACCCCACGGGGGCAGUCUCAGAUGUUGUUUCCCCUAACAACACAACUAACAAACCAACCGCCUGCCAGGAGGAGACCUGCCUCCUUGCUGCCAUUGUUUUGUUCUGAUCUCCUUCACUUUAAUCUUCCGUUUUUGUUUGGUUGCACAAAAAACACCUUUUGAGCUGCAGAGGCAGAGCCCCCUGCCACCUCAUCACCCCAAUACUGACCUCCAUCCCAGCCGGAGACUUUAAGACUCGGUUGGAUGGGGAAACGAGUGCUUGCUGCUCACCAAGGUUUCAUUAUUAUAAUAAUUUUUUUAUUCAAAAAGGGGAAGAUUUUGUUUUUGCUUCUUGGACUUGAUGUGAAGAAAGAAAGGAUUAGUAAUGUGCAGCACAGCAGCCAGCCAUCGCAGCACAACGCCACCUUGUGGCCAGGAGGCCUUGGUGCUUUUGGACUCGUUAUGGAGGAGAUGGACAGAAAGACGUCACAGAGCAGGACUAAAGGUUCUGACGGACUAAAGGUUCUGACGGAGAGGGCAGGGUUGUGGGAGCAUCACUUCCUCUUGCUUUAAUGUAGCUAAUUAUUCAAAUGGCUUUAUGUCACGAGAGGACACGUUUGGGUAAAAAAGACUGUUAAUUUUUAAAUGUGUGGUGGUUUCUUUUUUUGUGUGUAUACAUACCUCGUAAAUAUAUAUAAACAUAUAAAUAUAUUUUUGGGAUUUUU
Messenger RNA from Oncorhynchus nerka (sockeye salmon), 3027 nucleotides. Its product is annotated as armadillo repeat-containing protein 8-like. Gene Ontology annotation, molecular function: protein binding. Gene Ontology annotation, cellular component: GID complex. Gene Ontology annotation, biological process: proteasome-mediated ubiquitin-dependent protein catabolic process. The record is from RefSeq and is a predicted model, not a curated record. The transcript is spliced from 22 exons. NCBI's taxonomy places the organism in Eukaryota, Metazoa, Chordata, Actinopteri, Salmoniformes, Salmonidae. The coding region runs from base 108 to 2324 and encodes 738 amino acids.